UCUGAUCAUGUUCCUCUCUCUUCUUUUUUUCUGUCACUGUAUAAUUUGAUUUAUCUACUAUUCUGUUCUUGGCAAAUUUUCCGUAACUCUCUUCUGUAUCUCCUCUAUCACUUGUUAAAAGUCCCUUUUCAUGUAUUAUUUCACUCUAAGAGACUCGAGACACAUAUUUAGUGCUGUAUGUUUUGAUGAACCAUCGUUGGUGUGUGCUUGUUAAUUCAAUUACACUUCGGAAAAUCUCUAGCUAUGACAGCCCUGCUGCACCCCAUUUCUCCCCUCACUAAUCCAUCUUUAGAAACCACAAGAAAAGCUUGUUGCUUCUUCUCUCAGAUUACAAAUAUCCACAGUUCUUCACCGAUCAAGGGCUUUUCUAGGGUUUUAGCUUCUGGGCACAUCACUGUUUCUCCUAGGGAGACUCAUUUCACUUUGCCCAGUUGGAGGAAUGGAAGAAAUGACCCAAGAAUCAAAGAAGUCAAACUCAACGAGGCAUUUUCUUAUUUAGAGUACAUGGUAGGGAAGGGGCAAAAGCCGGAUUUAGUUCAAUCCACUCAGCUCUUGCAUGAUCUGUGCAGGGCCAAUAAACUUAGAAAAGCAAUCAAGGUAAUGGAGAUGAUACUUGGUUCUGGUAGUAUGCCAGAUCCCGAGUCUUAUGCGUACUUGGUGAAUCAGUUGUGUAAAAGGGGGAAUGUUGGCUAUGCUAUGCAGUUAGUGGAGAAAAUGGAGGAAUAUGGUUGUCCACCCAACACUGUUACUUAUAAUUCACUUGUUAGAGGGCUUUGUAUCCAUGGGAACCUGCAACAAAGCUUGCAGCUUUUGGAUAAACUAAUGCAUAAGGGGCUGGUCCCAAAUGUAUUUACUUACUCGUUCUUGCUCGAAGCCGCUUACAAGGAGAGAGGGGUAGAUGAGGCAAUGAGACUGUUGGAUGAGAUUAUCGCUAAAGGUGGAAAGCCUAAUUUGGUUAGUUAUAAUGUUCUGUUAACCGGUUUGUGUAAGGAAAGUAGAACUGAAGAAGCUAUUAAAUUCUUCAGGAGUUUACCAUCGAAGGGGUUUAGGCCAAACGUUGUGAGUUACAACAUCAUAUUGAGGAGUUUAUGCUUUGAGGGGAGGUGGGAAGAAGUAAAUGGACUCUUGGCUGAGAUGGAUGGAGGGGACCGGACCCCAUCUGUAAUUACCUACAAUAUCUUGAUUGGUUCACUUGCAGAACAGGGUCGAACUGAUCAUGCUCUUGAGGUCCUGGAGGAGAUGAUGAGAUGUGGAUUUAAGCCAAAUGGUGCAAGCUACAACCCAAUAAUUGCUCAAUUCUGCAAGCAGGGGAAGAUAGAUCUUGUGGUCAAUUGUCUAGAACAAAUGAUGUAUCGACGCUGUAAUCCUAAUGAGGGGACAUAUAAUGCUCUUGCCAUGCUCUGCAGUGAAGGGAAGGUACAUGAAGCCUUCUCUAUUAUCCAAAGCUUGGGUAACAAAACAAACUCUUCCAUGCAUGACUUCUAUAGGAAUGUCAUAUCCAGCUUGUGUAGGAAGGGAAACACUACAGCAGCAUUCCAUCUCUUAUAUGAGAUGACAAAGAAUGGAUUUACUCCUGAUUCUUAUACCAAUUCAUCCUUGAUCAGAGGCCUGUGUACGGAGGGGAUGCUAGCCGAGGCAAUGGAGAUUUUUACAGUAAUGGAAGAUAAUGAUUUCAGGCCAGAUAUUGACAAUUACAAUGCCCUCAUACUUGGCUUAUGCAAGGCCAGAAGGACAGAUUUGUCACUCAGAGUUUUUGAGCUGAUGAUCGAGAAGGGAGGCAUGCCUAAUGAGACAACUUAUACUAUCCUAGUAGAAGGGAUUGCCCAUGAAGAAGAAAUGGAGUUGGCAGCAGAGGUUCUGAGGGACUUGUAUCAGAGACAUGUUCUGAGUUUAAAUACUGUGGAAAGGCUUGUGAUGCAAUAUGACCUGGAGUUGUCAACUCUUUAGCUCAGAUCUGGUGUAACAAAGAGGAAGGCUCCACCUUUAGCACAGCAAGCCAAAGAAAAACUGAAAAUUUGAUGGAUAAAUAACUGAUUGGAGCAACAGAUUCUGGCUCUCUGGAUCAAGAUAAGCAUGAAUUCUACCUGAGUGAUGCAUGCAGAUUAUUGGGUUAUAAGCUUGACACUGAUCUCAAGAUUGUUUAAUGGUGGCAAGAGAAAGGAUUCAAGUUUUAGCGUCAUUCUGGAGGUGAGACUAUCCCAAACACAUGCUUCCUAUUUUGGUUUGUAAAAAUUGAUGUCAAGUUGGUUUCAAUUGCCUGCCCCAUUUUUUAUUGCAACCAAAGGACUUGUAUCCUGAAAUCGUUUUCAUAAAUCAAGUGCCUGCUUUCCAUUGGUUGAAUCCAUUACUCAAUCAAUCUGUGGGCAUAAAGCAUUCAUUGAUUUUCUCUCUCCUCUCUCCCCCCCCCCCCCCCCCCAACCAAAAAAAAUUUAUUUUCUUUCUGUAACUAUAUCUCCUUUCUGUAUCUAUUUCAGUCGGUUUAUUCUACCAUCUUGUAUUUGAGCUUUUACAAUAACAUAAAAGGUUCAGUGA
This is a messenger RNA of Telopea speciosissima, 2532 nucleotides long. RefSeq names its product pentatricopeptide repeat-containing protein At1g79080, chloroplastic-like. The transcript has a single exon. Gene Ontology annotation, molecular function: protein binding. Lineage: Eukaryota; Viridiplantae; Streptophyta; Magnoliopsida; Proteales; Proteaceae. The record is from RefSeq and is a predicted model, not a curated record. The coding region runs from base 244 to 1947 and encodes 567 amino acids.